Molecule: messenger RNA, 696 nt
Organism: Aureococcus anophagefferens
Lineage: Eukaryota; Pelagophyceae; Pelagomonadales; Pelagomonadaceae
Exons: 1
Coding region: 1-696 (231 amino acids)
Molecular function (GO): thiopurine S-methyltransferase activity
Source: RefSeq, a predicted model, not a curated record
AUGGCGCAAGCGCAGCAAGAGCAAUGCGCCGAGGACAGGCUCGCGCGCUGGCGCAAGAAGUGGGACGCGAAGGCGACGAACUUCCACCUCGACGAGGAGCACCCGGUGCUGACGCGCCACGCGCCGCCGCUGGCGUCGGGCGCGCGCGUGCUGCUGCCGCUCUGCGGCAAGUCGCUCGACCUCGCGGCGCUCGCGGACCGCGGGUUCGACGUCGUCGGCGUCGACGGCUGCGCCGGCGCGCUGGACGCGUUCGCCAGCGAACAUGGCGGAAACGUCGAGCCCGGCCCGAAUCAUCUGUCGGUCGUGCGGCUCCCGUCGACGCGGACCGUGGGCUUCAAGGUCGGCGACUUCCUCGGCCUGGCGCCCGGGGACCUCGGCGGCCGGUUCGACGGCGCCUUCGACCGCGGCGGCCUCGUGGCCGUGGAGCCGGCGGACCGCCGAGCCUACGCGGCGACGCUCGCGGAUUUGGUGCGCGGCUGGGUGCUCCUCGUCGCCGUCGAGCACCCGCCCUUCGACGGCGGCAAGCUCGGCCCGCCCUUCGCCGUGCCGGAGGACGCCGUCCACGAGCUCUUCGACGGCGCCUUCGACGUGGCGCUCCUCGAGCGCGAGGACCGCAUAGACGCGGAGCCCGCCUGGCGCGAGCGCGGCUGCGACGCGUUCUUCGAGACGAGCUACCUCCUGCGGCGGCGACAGUAA